GUUGGCAAAAAUGGGCGGAAUGUCAGGUAUGCGUCAAGUAGGCGAGCGUCGGUAGUUUGCUGGCUUCGCGCAAGCUGUACGCCUCAUUGUGUGUACGUAGACCGUAAAACUCGGCUGCUGGUCCACUUUCGGAUUUAGUAAGCUAGCGAAUAGUUCUAAUUAUAUGCUCAUGGAUAGGAGAGAAGAGAGAAGAAAACACCGACUGACAUAUCCGGGGACGAAUAGUAGUAGUACAGCGGCGGAAAGUCAGAUGUUGCACGAUUACAAAGACGCUGCCGCCGCGUCGACCGGUAGCGGCGGCGGGCAGCCUGUGCUCGAGCGAGGCGGGUCCCACGAGCGGGCCGACUCGAGAGAAAAGGAGGGAGAACGGCUCAGGAGACAAACACCGCCUGCCGACGGAGGCACAAGCUCGCCCAGAAUGCAAAACCGUGUCACUAGCAGUACGCCGACAAAACACCUAUCCUCCUCGCACCAGGGCUCCGCCAACCGAGCGCACCAGAGCAACGUGAGGAAACAACACCUCGAGACGAUACGGCGAGAUCUGCAGCAGUUCAAGGACAAACGGCUCUCGGACCCCGGUUUCCACGCGGCCGGGAAGGAGACGGUGGACAAGAAGAUGCUGGAGGAAUUGAUCAACAGCUACGGAUACAGCGAGAAUGCAGCUGUGAUGGCACUGGUGGCUUGCAACAGUUCAGGAGUUGAAGCAGCACUGGACGUCCUGUCAAAGAAGCUCACCUCCAUUCAGGAGAGGGGGACAAGACCGGCCAGCGGCGACGGCAGCACCACGGCACUGAGACACGGCGACAAAACCCCGACUCCGGAUGAUUUCACCGCGACUCCCCCCGCCGUGGCGACGGCCUCGUCUCGCUCGGGGUCCGGCUCGGGGCGGUCACGCGACUCCUGGCAACAGCAGCAAUCGCCCGAGAAACAGACUCAGAUUCUCCCGAAACAAGAGAGCGUCGGUCGCUACAACCUGUCAGACGCCGGGCGAAUAUCGCCAGUUCUAGUCCCCGGGUACCAGACUCCCAUAAACCUCAACAGCGAUCUCCCUCCACCGCCUUCCAUCACCGCCAAGCAACCCCCUCCCUCCUACUCCUCUCACAUAUCUCAGCAACAGUCGCAGAAAAAGUCGUCUCCCACGAGUCACAUGCACGUACAGAUACCCACCCCCACACAACUGCAGACGCAGUACGAGUCAGACGCCUGCUACGACUCCUCACCCACGCGAACCUCGCCCCCCAUUACCCAGACGAGCCCUCCCACCCCACUCACCUCACAGGACUCCCGCACGCACGUUCACGUAUCCCCGCCGCCCGAAGUCCACCCGACCUCCUACUCUCCUUUCUCCGCUCCCUUCUCGUCCUCGUACAACUACAAAACGAUGCGAGAGGUCGACGAACACGCGUACCGCUCGGCCCAGCGACUCACUCCGAGCAGCGCGGAGCUUUCAGACAGCGGCAUCGAGGAAGAGACGACCCCCCAGAGACCGUCGGUACCCCCGGAAGCCUUCAAGUUUUUCAUCGAGCAGCACAUCGAGAACAUCUUCCGUGCCUACCAGCAGCGCCAGCAACGGAGGAUGAAACUGGAGAUGGAAAUGGCGAAGAGAAAUCUCGACGAGAACACGUCAGAGCAGAUGCGACGUAUCCUGUACCAGAAAGAGUCCAAUUUUCUACGGCUCAAACGUGCGAAACUCCACCACGACAUGUUCGACACGGUCAAGCCUCUCGGAGUCGGAGCUUUCGGGGUGGUUACGCUCGUGAGGAAAACGGACACAAAGAAGCUGUAUGCGAUGAAGACCCUCCGUAAAGUCGACGUCCUCAGACGGAACCAGGUCGCGCACGUGAAGGCGGAACGAGACAUUCUCGCGGAGGCCGACAACGAAUGGGUCGUGAAGCUCUUCUUCUCGUUUCAAGACAGCGAAAGCCUCUACUUUGUGAUGGAGUACAUCCCCGGCGGCGACAUGAUGAGCCUCCUAAUCAAGCUGGGCACCUUCCCCGAACACCUCACCCUCUUCUACAUCGCCGAGUUGGUCUGCGCCAUCGAAUCGGUCCACCGGAUGGGGUUCAUCCACCGAGACAUAAAACCCGACAACAUCCUCAUUGGUGCCGACGGACACAUCAAGUUGACCGAUUUCGGGCUGUGUACGGGUUUCCGAUGGACGCACGACUCCAAACACUACCAGCCGAAGGGGCAGCACAACCGACAGGGGAGCAUGGAGCCGCAAUACGACGAGAGUCUCUGCCAGCCGAUGAAACCGCUGGAACUGCGUCGGAUGCGAGACCACAAUCGCUGCGUCGCGCACUCUCUCGUCGGGACGCCCAACUACAUCGCCGCGGAGAUCCUGCAGAGGAACGGGUACACCCAGUUGUGCGACUGGUGGUCGGUCGGGGUGAUAAUGUACGAGAUGUUGGUCGGGCAGCCCCGUUCAUGGCUCCCACGCCAGCCGAGACACAAGUCCGCAUCAUUAACUGGCAAGACAACCUCCACAUACCGCGCCACGCCGCCAUGUCACCUUCAGCGGCCGACCUCAUCCUCCGCUUCUGCUGCAACCCCGCAGAGCGCAUCGGGUCGAACGGCGCCGAGCAGAUCAAACGACACGCUUUCUUCAACGCAAUCGACUGGUCUGUCGGGAUUCGAAGCUACGAGCCGCCGUACAUCCCAAAGAUAUUGUACGACGCGGACACCUCUCAUUUCGACCCCAUCCCCCAGAGCCAACUACAGCGGCUCCAGACACCAAAACACGACAUGUCUUCUCUCCCGAAAGACCAGCCCCUCCACGCAUUCUACGACUGGACCUUCAUACGUUUCUACCCCGAAAGGUCGGGCGGCUCUAAGAAACCCACCCUCACACCCUCACAUCACAACCACCACCAUCACAAUUCCAGCUCUUCGUCGUCGUCCUCGGCAACGGCGUCCGAACGACAGCCACAGAACACUCCGCCCACCGCGGGGCACAUGGGCUCGUCCCGAGACCCCAUUCCACCACGGGAACGGGACCGGAAAAAAUCCAAUCCACAACCGGUGUAUGUAUGAGUGGCGGUUUGUUGUCUGUCCCAUCUGACCAAUUUUUGUGUUAGUUUUUUGUGCUUGGAAGAUUUUUUCUGGCUAUAUCUAAAAUCAUCGCCUUGUUGUGAAUUUUUGAAGUUCAUCUUUGGUUUUUGUGUUGCAAUUUUCUUAGUCUUGAGUUUAUCGCUCUCUCAUUUUCCGUGCUCAUUGUCAAUUUUUUUAGUCUCAGAAAAAACAAAUUUCUAUUUAUUCGAACACCUAUUUCUUAUUCCACUCCUUUUUUUUUCCAGUUUUUUACUCCCCAUUUCUUUCACCACUAUCUCUUAUUUGUAACAAAUUUUUCCGUCUAUAUUAUGUGAACCCAUAUAACAGCAGAAUAUUGCACACACACACACACAAACUCGAGCAUUUUCCGAAAAAUAUGAGUUUAUGAAUUC
Molecule: messenger RNA, 3443 nt
Organism: Geodia barretti
Lineage: Eukaryota; Metazoa; Porifera; Demospongiae; Tetractinellida; Geodiidae
Source: the annotation of a GenBank genome assembly